AUGACUUCUCAUAAAGACUUGAUCAAUAUUCAGCGACAAAGGAAGGACACAACGGAAAAUGAUGAGAACAGUGAUAGUGACGUAGAUUCAGAUGAUUCCAUAGAACUGGAAUUUAGCUUGGAAGCUUUAAAAGAAUCUGCGGAAAGAAUAUUUGAAGAUAAAUGUAAAGUUAUCACACAAAUAGUUGAAAUAAUGUGCGAACUUAAAAAACAUAAAUUUCCUAAAAUUGGUGGCAUAUUUAUCGACCCAGAUACUCAAGAGUUUACAGUAGCAGCAAUUAAAAAAGAAAUAAAAUACAUAAAAACCGCUCAUACACAAGAAAAACAAGAAAAAUGGACUCCAGUAUACGAAAUAUUGGCUGAACUAGUUCCUAAUUUUUUUUCUAAAGAUGACAAAGAACGAUUUGUACCAACUCACAUAGCAGCAAUUAAAAAAGAAAUAAAAUACAUAAAAACCGCUCAUACACAAGAAAAACAAGAAAAAUGGACUCCAGUAUACGAAAUAUUGGCUGAACUAGUUCCUAAUUUUUUUUCUAAAGAUGACAAAGAACGAUUUGUACCAACUCAUGGUGAUCUUCAUCCAACAAAUAUUGUGAUGGAAGGCACCAAGAUUACAGGCAAUCCAUUUGCAAGUACUACAGAAGAAGAAAUUAAAGAACAUGAGGAACUUCAGAAGUUUUUCCGAGAACAAAUGAAAAAUUUUGAUCCAGAAUUUGUAGGCAUAAUGGAUAACAUGGAUGAAUUUAAAAGCAAAAUAUAUAAUUUGUUUAGCGAAUGUAACUUUUCAGCUUCAAUAGAACAAAAAAAGCCUUCUCAACAACAAAAACAACAAUUAUUGUUAAUAUCUACUAUCACUACAACUACUAAACAUCUUGGUAAUAAUAAACUUCUCGCCACAACCACAACCACUGCUAACUAUUCUUUACCUCCUUCCACUAUAACUUCUCGCUCUUCUUCUCCCUUCGCACAAUUUGCAAUUCUUCCCACCUUUAAUUCUACAAUUAUUAAUCCCACUCCUACCAUAAUUAAUAACAAUAACGACAACGACAACAACGACAACAACAACGACAACAACGACGACGACAACGACAACGACUACAACAACAACAGCAACAACAGCAAUAAUAGAAUAAACGCCAUUAAUUUAAAUCAAGGAAAAAAAUCAAUUCAAGAUAUUUUAAAUAAAUCACAUAGAACAGAAAGAGAAGUUAAAUUUACAUUAUCUAAGCUAAGACGUUUAAUACUUGAUGAAGGAAUACCAGAAGAAAAUUUGCCAAAAUUGUCCCCGUCAAUACAAAAUCUAAUUAGACCAGAUUCGCUUAGAUCAACUGUAUGGAAACGUUUACUAGGUGUUUAUCACGUAUCAGCUAGUGAUUAUGUUCGUCUUAUCAAGAAAGGAAAAUCUUGUGUUUAUGAGAAAAUUAGAAGUGAUACUUUUAGAACUAUGGCAACUGAUCAAAAGUUUUUGGAGAGGGUCAAUGAAGAAAUGCUGACACGUUUAUUGAAUGCCACAGCUUGGAAAAUGAAAGUGUCUGGUAAUCAAUCAAUAAGUUAUGUUCAAGGAAUGAAUGUGUUAGCAGCACCUUUCUUAUAUACGAUGUCAGAGUUAGAUGCAUAUUGUUCAUUUGUAACAUUUAUUCAAACUUGUUGUCCAUUAUAUGUAACACCUAAUUUACAAGGAUUGUUAGAAAAAUGUUUAAAAAUAUUAGAUGUAAAAUUAUUCAAUUAUUUAAAAUCAAAGAAUCUUACGGCGAUAAUUUAUGCUUUGCCAUCUGUUCUUACAUUUUGUGCUUGUACUCCGUCGCUUGAUGAAUUGUUAAAGCUUUGGGAUUUUUUAUUUGCUUAUGGAGUUCAUUUAAAUAUAUUAUGUAUUAUUGCACAACUUGUAUUAAUCAGAGAUCAGUUAUUAGAAGCGCCGAGCCCAAUGAAAUUAUUAAGAACAAUGCCAAAACUGGAUGCAAAAUCAAUAAUAAAUUUGACUGUCGAAUUUGUACAGAAAAUACCUAAUGAUUUAUAUGAUUUAUUGGUUAGACAUCCUUUUGACUCUACAGUUGAAUCAUUGGUUAUCGAUUAA
Entrophospora sp. SA101 is the source of this 2073-nucleotide messenger RNA. The record is from the annotation of a GenBank genome assembly. Lineage: Eukaryota; Fungi; Glomeromycota; Glomeromycetes; Entrophosporales; Entrophosporaceae.